AUGAGGAGAGUACUAGUGUACGCCGUCGUUUUGCUUCUAGCUAGCCUCUCCCUGCCACGUGUCGUCAAAUCUUCGGUCCGAUGCAAAGCUUGGCUGGUUCAAUCCAUCCCCACCGAUAUGCCCGAGCUUCCUCGCAUCUCUGGUGUACUCUCCACUGGUGAUGUGUUUCAGUGGCUUGCAAACAAUUCGACAAGAUCAUUGGACAUUAUAGCACAGUAUUGGCAGCUUCUUGCUUAUCCAAAGGAUCCUCGCUCGGGCGAUUUCGGUUAUUCGGAUUCGGAUUUGGAGCAAUUUGGAGCUCAUAUUGGUUCUCUUGUUUACAAAUCCAUUGACAAUGCAGCUAACCGCAAUGUUAGUAUCAGACUAUUGUCUCAUUCAGGAGUAUAUCCGGAUUAUACCAAAGAACCAUCUGAUCUUGCUUCUGGAAGAUCAAAUGUGAAGAAUGUUACACUGUUACUAAGCAAAUGGUGGGGCUCAGGAAUUCUUCAUGCCAAGGUUUGGAUUUCGGAUGAUCGCGACGUGUAUAUCGGUUCUGCCAACAAUGAUUGGAAAUCUCUAACUCAGGUGAAAGAAGUUGGGAUAUACUUAAGUGGAUGCUCACGAAUUGCUCGAAAGAUUAAAACUUAUUUCGAUAACUUAUGGAGAUUAGCCUCUCUUGACUCUUCAAUUCACACAAGAAAUGUAUCAGAUCAACAAUGGCUGGUCAAUAGAACUGUUCCUUGCUGGUCCCAUUUCAUAGCUAAGAAAGCAAGAUGCAGGUCACCUCUUCCAAGUUACAUAGAGACACCUAAUGUGUCCCCAGGUUACCCUUCACUAUCCGAUCCUGAGAUGUUGAGCAUCGAAAUCGAAACUCUCCCUAAAGAUCAUAUUUUUCCACAACCGCAACCGAGCUAUCUAUCUUUUGCACCACCAGAGUUGUUGUUCGGAAAGCAUCAAUCUGAUGAACAAGGAUGGAUAGAUACAAUCAAAUCUGUAGUGGAAGGAGGAACAGUGAGGAUUAAUACAAUGGAUUGGCUUGGUCAGUCUCAAUUCACUAAUCCUAAGGUUUACUGGUCAUCCCUUUCUUCUGAAGUUUCCGAGGUCGUAUUCGCCAAGAAUGCUAAAGUGAAGAUCCUAGUAGCAUAUUGGGGUCAUUUCAUUGAGGCCACUGAUGGAUACUUAAGGUCUUUGCUCUACUCCAAUGUUCUUUGCUCCUCUUCCUCUGUGCAAAACACAUGUUCUGGUCAAGUGGAGAUUAGAUACUACAUGGUCCCUGGUUUUAACAAGACAGGACCAGCGGUUAGAAACGGGACUAGAACCGGAAACAAGUAUCCGGAUUACACGAGGGUGAAUCACGGGAAAUACGCGGUCAGCGACGUGAGAGCUCACAUAGGAACCAGCAAUCUCGUUUGGGAUUACUUCUAUGCGACAAGUGGUGUGAGUUUUGGAACUUACAACACUAAGAUUGUGUUGAAGCUUCAUGAGAUUUUUGAUGCAGAUUGGAACUCUCCAUAUGUAGUUCCAGUUCAAGAGUUUAGACAAGAUCAUUAA
Arabis nemorensis is the source of this 1530-nucleotide messenger RNA. NCBI's taxonomy places the organism in Eukaryota, Viridiplantae, Streptophyta, Magnoliopsida, Brassicales, Brassicaceae. The record is from the annotation of a GenBank genome assembly.